Camellia sinensis is the source of this 3194-nucleotide messenger RNA. RefSeq names its product Tetratricopeptide repeat (TPR)-like superfamily protein. The record is from RefSeq and is a predicted model, not a curated record. Gene Ontology annotation, molecular function: RNA binding; protein binding; zinc ion binding. Lineage: Eukaryota; Viridiplantae; Streptophyta; Magnoliopsida; Ericales; Theaceae. Gene Ontology annotation, biological process: RNA modification.
UGCUCUUUCUUUAGACCCUCCCCGCCAAAACCCAACUGUUCGUUUGAACCGUUAGAAAUGUUGUCCGACUGAUGUGAUUUAUGCCAUGCGCCUUGCACAGCGCCUCAGGCUGUUCCACAGCACCUGCUUGUCCAACCGGCAAACUCAACCCACCAUUACCGAAACUAGAACCUCCAACCCAUCUCCUUCAGCAAAACUAUCUUCCAAACAACCACCCAAUCAAUCAUCAUCAUCCUCAUCAUCUUCCAUUACAGAGUCGGACAUAGUGAAAUGGAACAUCGCGAUCACCAACCACAUGCGCAAUGGCCAAUGCGAAUCCGCUCUCCGCGUCUUCAAAACCAUGCCUCGCCGGAGUUCUGUUUCUUGGAACGCAAUGAUAUCUGGGUACUUAUCAAAUGGCCAGUUUGAUCUUGCUCGAGAGGUGUUUGAGAAAAUGCCCGUAAGGGACUUGGUUUCUUGGAACGUGAUGAUCAGCGGCUGUGUUCGGAAUAGGAAUCUUGGGGCUGCCCGGUUGUUAUUUGAUCAAAUGCCCGAAAAGGAUGUUGUUUCAUGGAAUGCUAUGUUGUCGGGUUAUGCACAGAAUGGGUAUGUUGACGAGGCGAGGAUGAUUUUCGACAAGAUGCCCAACAAGAAUUCAAUCUCGUGGAAUGGGAUACUAGCUGCAUAUGUGCAGAAUGGGCGAAUAGAAGAUGCUCAUCGGUUGUUUGAAUCGAAGUCAGAUUGGGAGGUGGUUUCUUGGAAUUGUUUGAUGGGUGGAUAUGUGAGGAAGAAGAGGUUAGUCGAUGGGAGGUGGGUUUUUGAUAGAAUGCCCGUUAGAGAUGAAGUUUCAUGGAACACCAUGAUUUCUGGCUAUGCCCAGAAUGGCGAAUUGUCCGAAGCGCAGAGAUUGUUUGAUGAGUCUCCAAUUCGGGAUGUGUUUACAUGGACUGCAAUGGUCUCUGGGUACGUGCAAAAUGGUAUGCUGGAUGAAGCUAGAAAAUUUUUCAAUGAAAUGCCAGAAAAGAAUUCUGUUUCAUGGAAUGCAAUGAUUGCAGGAUAUUCACAGUGCAAGAGAAUGAACAUUGCAAGAGAACUUUUUGAGGCAAUGCCUCGUCGGAAUGUUAGUUCUUGGAAUACAAUGAUUACUGGCUAUGCUCAGAAUGGCGAAAUGGCUCACGCUAGGCAUUUAUUUGAUAGAAUGCCACAACGUGAUUGCAUUUCUUGGGCAGCAAUAAUUGCAGGGUAUGCUCAUACUGGUCUCAGUGAAGAGGCUUUGCACCUAUUUGUAGAGAUGAAGAGAGAUGGGGAAAAGUUGAAUAGGUCAACCUUUACCUGUGUUUUGAGCACAUGUGCUGAUAUUGCUGCUUUAGAGUUCGGGAUGCAAGUGCAUGGGCGGCUUGUUAAGACAGGUUAUGAGAGCGGGUGCUUUGUGGGGAAUGCACUUCUUGCAAUGUAUUGCAAGUGUGGAAGCAUAGAUGAAGCAUACGAAGUAUUUGAGGAUAUUGCAGAGAAGGAUGUUGUUUCAUGGAACACAAUGAUUGCUGGUUAUGCAAGGCAUGGAUUUGGCAAAGAGGCUCUAAUGGUUUUUGAGUCAAUGGAGAAAGUGGGUAUCAGACCUGAUGAUGUCACAAUGGUUGGUGUGUUGUCCGCAUGUAGUCAUACCGGCUUAGUGGACAGAGGGACAGAAUAUUUCUAUUCAAUGUAUCAGGAUUAUGGCAUUACUGCAAACUCAAAGCACUAUACAUGCAUGAUAGAUCUACUUGGUCGAGCUGGGCGUCUAGAUGACGCCCAAAACCUAAUGAAUAGCAUGCCUUUUGAACCAGAUGCUGCAACAUGGGGUGCUCUCCUCGGUGCAAGCAGGAUUCAUGGCAAUACUGAAUUGGGAGAAAAGGCUGCAGAAAUAAUUUUCAGGAUGGAGCCUGAUAAUGCUGGUAUGUAUGUUCUUCUCUCAAAUUUAUAUGCAGCUUCAGGUAGAUGGGGCGACGUUGGUAAGAUGAGAGUGAAAAUGAGGGACACAGGUGUAAGGAAAGUGCCGGGGUAUAGUUGGGUUGAAGUGCAAAACAAGAUUCAUACAUUUUCUGUUGGGGAUUCGACCCACCCAGACAAAGGUAGAAUAUAUGCCUACUUAGAGGAGUUGGAUUUACGGAUGAAGCAGGAUGGCUAUGUUUGUUCUACAAAAUUUGUUUUACAUGAUGUGGAUGAGGAGGAAAAGGAGCAUAUGCUCAAAUAUCAUAGUGAAAAAUUAGCUGUUGCUUUUGGGAUCUUGAAUAUACCAGCUGGGCGACCAAUCCGUGUUAUAAAAAACUUGCGGGUGUGUGCAGACUGCCACACUGCAAUCAAACACAUAUCUAAGAUUGUGGGAAGGCUGAUAAUCUUAAGAGAUUCCAACCGCUUUCACCACUUCAAUGGUGGAGUGUGUUCUUGUGGGGAUUACUGGUGAGAGCAAAUAGAUAAAUGAGAUGAUCAAAAUUUAACUAUCAUCUAAUGAAAUGCAUUCAAGUGAGACUACUCUUUGACUAGUUAUCCAAGCUGUGGUUAGGAACCAUUUUAUGAAGAUUCCUCUUCCAGGAUGUGACUCGGGGAAACUUCAAUCAUGAAUUUGUUGUAAAAAAGAGAAGGGUGGAAAAAAAUUCAGUUGAUUAGAAAGAGGUGCAGAGGUCUUGAAACCCUUUGUAAAUCCAGUUGAAGCAACGGUGUUUAUUCCAAUCUUCUCUUCAUCAAUUAACAGCCAUUUCUGUUCUCGAUUGUCACCUAAGAGAGUUGUUGAUUUGAUGUUUUGGGAUUGACUCGGCUUGUUCAGUGUCCUGUUUUAUAGUGGUGCCAUAUCUCAAAUUUUUUGGAUUCUGUCUCAGUGUCUCGCACUCUGUAAUAUUUUGGAAGAUCUAAAGGCCAGUCUGCCAGCAAUUGAUGGUGGGUCUGAUUAUAUCACAUUUUGGGGACAACUUCUCACCUAACAUGUUUGGGUUUAUGUCUUUCAUUCUAUAACGAUGUACAUUUUUGGUGUUGCAGCAAUUCUAUGCUCCUUUUGAGACCUGGCACUUGGAAGCACAAUCAAGUUCUACCUAUAAGCUAUAAGCUGAUUCUUGGAAUUUUAUUUUUCGUGUAAAAAAUAAUUUUGAUAGUACUGCUAACUGUAUUUCAUUUAUAAUUACCAAUUUAUUACUUCAAAUUCCUCUGCAGUUGCUGCAGUUAUGAAUUGAGUUGCACUUUAGUUA